Messenger RNA from Trichomonas vaginalis G3, 683 nucleotides. RefSeq lists its product as uncharacterized. The annotation marks the transcript as partial. NCBI's taxonomy places the organism in Eukaryota, Parabasalia, Trichomonadida, Trichomonadidae. The record is from RefSeq and is a predicted model, not a curated record. The transcript has a single exon.
AUGAUAGAUCCAGAAUUUGAAACAGUAAAUAUUUUAUUAACACAGAGUCCAUGUGGAAAACUUCACGCUGACAGAAUUACAGACGUUGAAGCACUCACAGGAUAUAAAGUUUGCCCCUUUUGCAAAGAAGAAGUAUAUUCUAUCCGUGAUGACCCAGAAAGGAAAAACCAAAGAAGAUUUUUAAAACAUUGUGAGAAAUGUAAAGAAAAUAAUGGAAGAUUAAUUCAAGACGUUCAAUUGCAAAACACACAACAACCAUAUGCACCACAUAUCACGAAACAGAAGAUAUAUCAAUGGCUAUUAGCUCACAAUUUGCAGGAAUAUUAUAAACCAACAAGAUAUUAUAUUACUUUUGACUUCGAAACAUUAGAGACUAAAGAAGAACUUCAACUUUCUGAAUGUGCAACUUUGAACGCUUACUUAAAACCAUUUAUGGUAUCAUCAACUGUCAAAAUAAAGCCGCAAACGGACUCUUUGAGUCCUGAAGGUCUUUCAGACCGAAGCGGCGAGGUCGUAGACCGUGAUAAAACAUUUACGAGGAAUUUUUGCUUAACAUCAAGUGAUUCGUUCAUCUCUGAUUGGAUUGAAUUUUUAUUUUCAACCUGUUCAUUAGUUGCUAAAUCAAAUAUUGAACAAUAUGAAGAAUUAAUGAAGCCGCAAACGGACCAAACGGCGGGGACUUU